AUGCGUUUCUCCACGGUCUUCACUGUUGCUGCCGCCGUCGCUGCCGCGACCCCCGCUCUCGCUUAUCCUAUGCCCGUUGAGACUGAGGCGACAGGCGAGGUCUCCGAGCAGCCCCACCCCCACCACGGUGCCGGCAUGCAUGCCCACGCUGGUGCGCACGCUCAUCACGGUCAUGAAGGCCAUCGCGGUCAGCAGCACGGCCAGCACGGCCAUAAGCAGGGCAAGCACGGUCGCAAGCAUGGCGGAAAGCAAGGUCGCAAGCCAGCCGCUCGCGACCUAGAGGAGCUCCUUGCUCGCGGCCCCGGCGAUGAACACGAGGAACACGCUCACGCUGGCGCGCACCCUGAGCACGCUGCGCAGCACGCUCAGGAACAUCACGAUGCUCACCACCCUGCGCACUCUGCUCAGCAUCGCCACCACCACAAUGGUCAGCAACCCGCACACCAGGCUGGCCAGCACCCCGCCGCUGGUCAACACGCUGCCCACCACCAGCCGCACGCUACCCGUGAGUUCUUCAACGAGCUCUACGCCCGCCAAGCUGGCAAUCACGGCCACCGCCACGGGCAGCAGCAUGGCAAGCACGGGCAGAAGCAGGGCAAGCACGGGCAGAAGCAGGGAAAGCACGGGCAGCACGCCGGUCAACACGGCGAGCACGGAGCCGGCCACAAGCACCAUCACGCUGAGGCGACCGAGGCUCCUGCUCCCGCUGCUGCCGUUUCCGAACGCGACUUCGAACUCGAUGAGUUCUACGCCCGUGAGCUUGAGGGCCAGCCUGGGCCUCGCCACGGCAACCACGGCCGCAAGCACAGCCACAAGCACGGCAAGCAGGGCCACAACCACGGUCAGCAGGAGCACGCUGGCAAGCACGGCCACCCCCACGCCGGCGGCAGGCACCAGAAGACUACCGCCGUAGAGCCCGCCGCAGAGCCCGCCGUCACGGCGCGCGACUUCAACGAGCUGUACGAGCGCGAGCUGGAUGAUCUGGCUGAGGUCUUCGCCCGCUCGCUCUAUGAUGAGCUUGACUGA
Molecule: messenger RNA, 1026 nt
Organism: Rhodofomes roseus
Lineage: Eukaryota; Fungi; Basidiomycota; Agaricomycetes; Polyporales; Fomitopsidaceae
Exons: 2
Coding region: 1-1026 (341 amino acids)
Source: RefSeq, a predicted model, not a curated record